Molecule: messenger RNA, 2179 nt
Organism: Meleagris gallopavo (turkey)
Lineage: Eukaryota; Metazoa; Chordata; Aves; Galliformes; Phasianidae
Source: RefSeq, a predicted model, not a curated record
AGGUGGAGCAGACAGUUCUAAGCAGUUUGCUUUCUUCCCCUUUAGAUGAUGGAGAGAAACAGCAAAAACAUUUCAAGCUUUCAUCAAAAACCUCUCCGAAAGAGAGUUCUCAGGCAGCUGCCGUGCCAUGGUUAAACCAAGAAUCUCCAUCCUAUGAAGAAAGAUUUAUUCCUCCUGAGCUUAGUAUUUGGGAUUAUUUCAUUGCCAAGCCUUUUCUUCCAUCACAAAGUAGAGUGGAAUAUGACUCAGAAGAGAGUCAGGAAAGUGAUGAAGAUGAUGAUGAUACUGAUGGAGAUGUGUUUGCAGCAAAUUCACAUAAUCAAGAGCAUUUGAAUGCUAAUUCAUACAGUUGGUCACUGAUGCGAUUGGCAAUGGUUCAACUGGUGCUUAACAACUUGAAGAUUUUCUACCCUUUGGCUGGACACGAUCUUUCAGAGCUUCCAGUUAGCUCACCAGUAUGCCAUGCAGUUCUGAAAACACUACAGCUCUGGGAACAAGUUCUUCUGCGACGUCUUGAGCUGUAUGGUGGUCCACCUCAAGAUUAUAUUUCAGUUCACACUUCUGAGGAUGCCCUAGCUGGUGGUCCUGCAUUGCUUCGCCAUAAAACUUUGCUUGAGCCUGCAAACACUCCGUUCAGAUCUAACAGUCAUGUUGCCUUAUCUGUGAAGAGACUCUGGCAGUACUUGGUUAAACAGGAAGAAGUCCAGGAAACCUUUAUCAGAAAUAUUUUUACAAAGAAGCGAUGUUUAAAUGAGGUUGGUAUGGCAGCUAGGUCAUUAGAGGACCAUAAUGAAACCUUGAAAAACUCUGUGGUGGAGGAGCCCAUCAUCAAUAAGAUAGAAACAGAUUUAGGAUAUCCAGGAGGCAAGGCAAGAAUAAUUCACAAAGAGUCGGACAUCAUUACUGCUUUUGCAGUCAAUAAGGCAAAUCGAAACUGUAUUGCAAUAGCAUCGAGUCAUGACAUUCAAGAAUUAGAUGUUUCUGCAAUACUGGCUACACAGAUCUACACCUGGGUUGAUGAUGAUGUGGAAACAGAAAAUAAAGGGGCUGAUGAUUUCUUAGUUAUCCACGCUCGUGAUGAUCUGGUAAAUGUUCAGGGAACCACUCCUUAUACUCACAGUAAUCCUGGCACACCCAUUAAUAUGCCUUGGCUUGGUAGUACACAAACUGGCAGGGGUGCAUCCGUGAUGCUCAAGAAGGCUAUUAAUAAUGUCAGAAGAAUGGCUUCUCAUCCAACAUUGCCAUAUUAUCUGACGGGUGCUCAAGAUGGCAGUGUAAGAAUGUUUGAAUGGGGUCAUGCACAGCAAAUCACGUGUUUUCGGUCUGGCGGCAACUCCCGGGUAACUCGAAUGAGGUUCAAUUAUCAAGGAAAUAAGUUUGGAGUUGUUGAUGCUGAUGGAUAUAUAAGUUUAUAUCAAACAAAUUGGAAAUGUUGCCCACUUACAGGGACCUCACCAAAACCAUAUUUGACCUGGCAGUGCCAUAACAAAACAGCCAAUGACUUUGUUUUCAUCAGUUCAUCAUCUUUGAUAGCCACAGCUGGAUUGUCUUCUGACAACAGAAAUAUUUGUCUUUGGGAUACUUUAGUUUCCCCCACAAAUAGUCUGGUGCAUGCUUUUGUCUGUCAUGAUAGUGGAGCAACUGUUCUAGCAUAUGCUCCAAAACAUCAGCUGUUAAUCUCUGGAGGGAAAAAAGGCUUGACGUGUAUAAUUGACCUUCGCCAAAAGCAACAGCAACAGUUACUCCAAAGCCAUGAUUCUCAAGUCAAAGCAAUUGCUGUCGAUCCUACAGAAGAGUAUUUUGUCACAGGAUCUGCUGAAGGCAACAUAAAGGUAUGGAGUCUGUCUACGUUUAAUCUUCUGCACACCUUCAUCAAUGAGCAUUCUCGACAGUCUCUCUUCAGAAAUAUUGGGACAGGAGUCAUGCAAAUUGAAACAGGACCAGCAAAUCACAUAUUCUCCUGUGGAGCUGAUGGAACAGUAAAGAUGAGAAUCUUGCCUGAUAGAUUCAGCCCAUUUAAUGAAGUGUUAAAAAAUGAUGUUAAAUUCAUGAUGUAAUAUUUUUUCUCAAUACAGUGUGUAACAUUUACCUUCUGCCAUCCCUGAAAAUAUUUUUCCUGAAACUAGUCAACAAAGCAGAUGUACAAUGACAGCUUGUGCCACAAAGAUGCUUUUUUUUU